AUGGCCGUUACGGUUACCCAAACGUCGAAGGCUCAAGCUUGGGUGGAUGGUGCUACAAUGAUGCAGGGGACUAUGUUUUUACCAGUCUUAAUCUCGAUGUCUGCAUUGCCAAUUCGAAUGGUAACCUUGUGGUAUAGUGAACUCACAUCCUCACAGAUUGUUAAGCAGCUUAUGGCUAAUCUUAUGCGCUUUUUUAGUGGAGAUCAAAUGGCGGAUUUGGAGGCUCUUGCAAAGACUGUUCUAUCGAGGAAGCAGAUAUGUACUGCUAUUGCACUAAUGAUUCUGGAUACAGUAGCAACUCUAACGACAUUAAUCUUGAUACCUAUGUGCAAAACUACAAUGGCGUUUUAGCAUGUAAUCUUGGUUGAAUUUGAGCAAGUAUUACAAAUGAGGCGAGGAUUGGACAAGGAAACAUCACACAUCAGAUGAUUCACGAGUCGAGCGUUGGCUAGACUUGUUGUUGGCAACUAAAAUUCUAUCCCUUUAUUAGUACG
Messenger RNA from Talaromyces stipitatus ATCC 10500, 494 nucleotides. RefSeq lists its product as uncharacterized. The transcript has 3 exons. NCBI's taxonomy places the organism in Eukaryota, Fungi, Ascomycota, Eurotiomycetes, Eurotiales, Trichocomaceae. The coding region runs from base 1 to 351 and encodes 116 amino acids. The record is from RefSeq and is a predicted model, not a curated record.